Molecule: messenger RNA, 4203 nt
Organism: Platichthys flesus (European flounder)
Lineage: Eukaryota; Metazoa; Chordata; Actinopteri; Pleuronectiformes; Pleuronectidae
Product: macoilin-1-like
Exons: 11
Coding region: 167-2203 (678 amino acids)
Biological process (GO): neuronal signal transduction
Cellular component (GO): rough endoplasmic reticulum membrane
Source: RefSeq, a predicted model, not a curated record
GCCUGAAGCGGACUGUUGUUAUUUAUUUCUUUGUUUCAUGUGAAGAAAACAACAACAGUGGCGGAGGAUCGAAGCAGCGACGACGACGCGAGGAUGAGCGCAUGACGCCCCCAGCCUCCAGCCGCCGUCACCGCACCGACAGCUCCAGCGAAUCUCCGGGGGGAGGAUGAAGCGGCGCAAUGCGGACUGCAGCAAACUCCGACGGCCGUUGAAACGGAACCGAAUCACGGAGGGUUUAUAUAGCAGCACCUUCCUGUACCUGAAGUUCCUUGUGGUGUGGGUUCUGGUUCUGCUGGCCGACUUUGUGCUGGAGUUCAGGUUCGAGUACCUGUGGCCCUUCUGGCUUUUCAUUCGCAGCGUCUACGACUCCUUCAGAUAUCAGGGACUGGCGUUCUCUGUCUUCUUCGUAUGUGUGGCGUUCACAUCGGACAUCAUCUGCCUCCUUUUCAUCCCCGUCCAAUGGUUGUUUUUUGCCGCCAGCACCUACGUAUGGGUCCAGUAUGUCUGGCACACGGAGAGAGGAGUCUGUCUACCCACUGUAUCGCUGUGGAUUCUGUUUGUGUACAUCGAAGCUGCCAUACGUUUCAAAGAUCUGAAGAACUUUCAUGUAGACCUGUGUAGACCCUUUGCUGCGCACUGUAUCGGCUAUCCAGUGGUGACGCUGGGCUUCGGGUUUAAGAGCUACGUUAGCUACAAGAUGCGACUGAGGAAACAGAAGGAAGUGCAAAAGGAGAACGAGUUCUACAUGCAGCUUCUACAGCAGGCUUUGCCUUUAGAGCAACAGAUGCUGCAGAGACAAGAGAGGGAGGCAGAGGAGGCUGCUUUAGCUAAAGGGAUCUCAGAGGUGGAACCGCCAGUAAUAUCCCAAAACGGAGCUCCACCUGGAAAGAAGAGCACAUCUGUCCCGUUACCAGAACUGGAGUACAGGGAAAAAGGAAAGGACAGUACUGCCAAAGAGCGCGAGGGCAAAAAAACUAACUCUGUUGGAGUCAAUAACAACAGUAUUAUACACACACUGGACUCCAAACUACAGGAGACAGAGUAUAUUGAGAACUGCGUCGGGGCAAAGAGACUAAAUAACGACCUGGCUGGAGAAAAUACCCACGCAGACACUAACGCACACACUACUUCGAAGGAGGAAAUGAGUGGUGCGGGAAAGAACUAUAAAAAUGCCAGUGGAGCUGCGGGCAGCAUUUCCAAUUCAUCUCCACGGAAUCACAGCUCUACCAAUGGCAGCGUGCCGCAAGGCUCAUCGACAAGUAAGAACGAGAAGAAGCAGAAAGGGGCUGGGAAGGGUCAGAAGGAUCCGGCGGAGAAUUGCAUUCCCAACAACCAGCUGGGCAAGCCAGAUGCUGUAGUACGGUUGGAGCAGGAUGUAAAGCGACUGAAGGCAGAUCUCCAGGCCAACAGGCAGCUGGAAUCCGAUCUGCGGAGUCAGCUGUCCUCUAUGAGCAGCCAGGACCGCAGCCUUCGUUCUGAACUGGGCCAGAUCCGCCAGGACAAUGAGCUGCUUCAGAACAAGCUCCACAGCGCCGUCCAGGCCAAGCAGAAAGAUAAGCAGACCAUUUCCCAGCUGGAGAAGAGGCUCAAGGCUGAGCAGGAGGCUCGGGCCCUGGCUGAGAAACAGCUGGCCGAGGAGAGGAAGAGGAAGAAGAUGGAGGAGGCCACGGCUGCCAGAGCUGUAGCAUUAGCUACUGCCACUAGAGUGGAGUCUAAUGACUCUCUUCGCGUUCGUAUCAGAGAACUAGAGACUGAGUAUAAGAAGCUCAGCUUGGACAUGAAACUUAAGGAGGAGCAGAUUAGGGACCUGGAGGGCAAGUGUCAGGAGCUGAGGAAGUACAAAGAGAAUGAGAAGGACACAGAGGUGUUGAUGUCAGCACUGUCAGCCAUGCAGGACAAGACCCAGCACCUGGAGAACAGCCUCAGUGCUGAGACCAGGAUCAAACUGGACCUCUUCUCUGCACUGGGAGAUGCCAAGAGGCAGCUGGAGAUAGCACAAGGCCAGAACCACCAGAGGGAGCAGGAGAUCGCAGAGCUGAAGCAGAAGAUAGCCGAGGUGAUGGCGGUGAUGCCGAGCCUGUCUUACUCGUCGGACAGCAGCAACCUCAGCCCCGUCACCCCGCACUACUCUUCCAAGUUCAUGGACAAUAGUCCCUCCUCCCUGGACCCCAACGCCUCAGUCUACCAGCCCCUCAAAAAGUGACUCUGACGUCCACACUUUGUGUCAGACAGAACUUUUUCUCUUUCUUUAUUUCAGUGACGUUCUCAGUUCCGGCUUUUUGUUUUUCAGUUUACCAGCCCCUCACACACACAAACAUUCACACACACACACACACACACACAAACACACACACACACACACACACACACACACACAUACACAUACACAUACACACACACACACACAGUGCACACAGCCCCUCUAUAUAUGUGUACUUGGGUGCGAUUUUGGUUCUAUUGUGAGAACUAUUAUUUUUAGGGGGUUGUGUACAAUCAGAUUCUUUUUGUUUUUACUAUUGAGUUUUGGGAUUUAGCCAUUAGACGGCAUUAUCUGUUUAAAGGGGGAGAAAGGAACAUGCAAUUUGUCGGCCAAACUUUAACUUAAGAGCCAUCAUGCAUCACGUCAUGUCAGUCUUCUUUUGCUGUACAGUUUGAAUCCCCCCCACAGCCAUACUCACUUCUAUAUUGAACUCACUCCCAGACCUUUUUAUUUGAAAACAACAAUUGGCCUCCAUGAUCGUUUAUAUAAAGACAGAAGACGUGUUUAGAUUUGUAAAGUAAAGCCAGGUGUGAGAUACAUGAAUGUAAAACUAUUCAUGUUUUGAUAUUGCCAUCUUAUCAAAUCAGUGAUUGUUUGUUUUGUAACGUUUCAGUUCAGUUACACCAAUGUACAUUUCCUAGAAGAUAGUGAUAUUGAGCAGGUACACAUUUGCUAUAUUCUUCAGAUAUUCUAGUACAAUUUUGCCCCUUAAUGCUGGAAUUUAGUAGAUUCUCCAGGAUUAUUAGUAAGUGGAUGAAGCAGAUUCCGUUUUGUCCGAAAAUAAAAUAAAAAUGCUGUUCGAUUCGAACCUGGCACUGCCAAAAGCGUUCACCUGUUUGCUGCCGAAACCUUUCCUCUCCCUCUGGUCCAAAUUAGAACCCGUUACGCCAUAUUGUCCACUGGAUUUAAUGAUGUCAAGGUAAUCAGUUGUUACCAUUAUUUGAAGAUCUUACAGUGCCUUUCAGUUUCUCUUUUUUUUUAGACGCAGAAACCACAUACCUGGGAUCUAAAAGCAUCAGACUUCAAAAUCGUCCCUUUUGUCUCUAUGGCUGUGAAUCGCCUGAUUUCUCACAAUCCCAAAAUUUCAAUUCAGUAUUCAAAAGUUAAACCAAUGAAGUGUCACCUCAGAGAAGUUCGAUCGCUUUGAGCUCAUUGAUCUUCGCAAACUUAAAAGGGAAGACCUUACUUAAGGUGCAUGUCAUUUCACAGUGACACAGUAUUGGUAUGCCAGACACCAGCCAAACCGAUUGUCUAUUAUCAUGCCCUAGUCUCGGCAUUUAGCUGUUUACAAAAAUGUACAUUAAGAUAUUGAGGAAUGUUUAUUGUUUGUUUCUUUUCCGUUCUUAAGUGCCAAGUGUUGAUGUUUGGUUUUCAUCCAUACUUUGAUCGAUGUAGCUAGCAUAAGGUUUGCAGAAGAGUGCUGUCAUUUUGUUUUGUUGUCAUUAGAACAUAUUGGGGUGGUGUUGUGUUUACAUGGUGCUGGGCUAAUCUUGAUGACGCAGAAGAUGGUCAGUCGGACCGAUUGUGUUAUUCACUCGUUUAUUUAUUUGUUCCAGACCUUUAAUUGAGAGGCACCACUUUGAUAUCUCCCAUCAUGUUCAGUUGAUUUCCCAAACGUCCACCAGGAAAGAUUCAGUGAAUGUGUUGUGUUGGGGAAACGGUUACCCCUGAACCGUUUGACCAUGUUGUGCUGUCAUGUUUCCUACCUGGGGGAGAAAAAAAAAGUAUUUUUUUGUGGAUUGCUCUGGCGUUGUGACUUCAGUUCUCGAGUUGCUUUUACAAGUUUGUGUAGAAGGAGGAAAAGUUUGAAAACAAGUGCUUUGUUUUAUUUCAUCUUUGUUCCACCAUGCUUAUUUUCUCAAAGUGAAGGUGGCUAUGUCACCUUCCUCACUUUGACCAUCACUAUUAAAGAAAGUCUUGCUGGUGGCAAUGCAAGCCGUUAA